AUGGCCCCUCCCUAUCCCAUCGCAGUCGCCAACCCCAAUGGGCAGUUGUCGCGGCGUACAGAUCCGAAGUCAUAUGAAACGCCCAAGUUGUCCAUCGUCGAAACAUGGUCCCAUCUGCUAUCCCGCCUCAAGGCGGCGACGGCCACUAUUAAACAGCGCUUUGAUGACCGCGCACGCAUUGAGAAGGAGAUAUCCGCCCGUACCGAUGACUGGUGCAUAAACAUCUUCCUGCAGACGUACACGCGUCUAGAGCAGCUUACUUCAGAGCUGGAGAUGCAGCUGGCCAUUACGCAGAACCUCCAGGGCCAGAAUCAAGCGUCGUCGGCGUUGUCGACAUUCGCCCUGACGCCCUGGCAGAUGGAGGAACGUUACCGCGCUCUGAUCCAGCUGCAGUCCUGUUUGGGGUCGUUCUUUGAGCGCGCUAGUCCCGCGUACGAUCAGUCUCAGACUGUGUGGUGGUUUGACCCUUCUUACCACCAGUCAGACGGUCUCAACUAUGAUCGGUACGGGGCGCCCGAUGUCCGAGAAUCUGAGGCCCGACUCCUCAAGGCUCUGGGGCUAGGCAAUGAAAAGCUGCCUCUCAAGCUGUUAUUGACGUCCAGCGGUGUGGCGGCUUUCACGGUGCUGCAUCAGUUCUUGAUGAGCAAGGUCCUUACCGCGGGCGACACAAUUGUCAUCUCUCCGUACCUGUAUUUCGAGUGUUUCGAGCACUUGCGGCUGGUCUCGCAUGUACGCGUCGUCAACUCAGACACGUUUGACGCCGAGGACAUCAUCGCGACGACGGAGAAGCACAACGCCAAGGCAGUCUACCUCGACCCUAUGGCCAACACUCUCGGCUUGGAGACUACUGACAUACGGCGGUUUGCGCAGCUCGUGGAAGGCCGGGAAGGCUGGGCAGACCGGUUUCUCAUCAUCGACGGGACGCUGAUCUCGGGUGGAAUGCAGGUAUACGACUGGUUUGAUCAGCCCAGCCACCCAAAGGUCCUCUACUACGAGAGUGCCCACAAGUACAUACAGAUGGGUAUGGACAUCGUCAUGUGUGGAUUCGUCGUCUACCCAGAGGUUUACCAUGAGACCAUCGGCCUCAUCCGCCAAGUCACCGGAACGACGUUAUACUCACGUCAGGCAAACGUCUUGCCGCCCAUCGAUUACAACAUUCAUCAGUCGCGGAUGCACUGGCUCACCACAAACGCGGAGAAGCUCUAUCACAUCCUAGACAAGAGGAGCUCCACCAUCGCUGACUUCAAUUUCCCAACCCAUUGGCGCAAGAUGGGCUGGGGCCACGGCGGAAACGUCGUCACCAUCAAGCUCUUUGGGGACCAGAUGAAUAAGCGGCCGAGUUUAGAUGCAUUUACUGGCUUGGUCCUCAGGGCCGCAGAGGAAGAGGGAGUUGCAAUGACAAAGGGCGGUGGCCUGGGCUUCUCCGUCACUCGCAUUUGGCCGUCGUGCCCUUUCAUCCGAGACGAGGACCCAUACAUGAGAAUCUCGGUCGGCGUCGAUCCGAAUGAGGUCGAGCCGGUAGCCAGGGCAAUUUGCAAAGGGCUGGAGAGACACUACCGUGCUUCUAGAUCCGUGAUGGCACAAUGGAGACUCAGGGAGAAUGGGGUAGUUAAAGAGAAUGGAUUCGUUAAGGAGAAUGGGAAUGGAUUUGUCAAGGAGAAUGGCAAUGGGUUCGUGAAGGAGAAUGGAAACGGGUUGGUCAAGGCAAGCAGUGCUUAUUUCAGAUAG
Molecule: messenger RNA, 1728 nt
Organism: Ilyonectria robusta
Lineage: Eukaryota; Fungi; Ascomycota; Sordariomycetes; Hypocreales; Nectriaceae
Product: pyridoxal phosphate-dependent transferase
Exons: 1
Coding region: 1-1728 (575 amino acids)
Biological process (GO): transsulfuration
Cellular component (GO): cytoplasm
Molecular function (GO): carbon-sulfur lyase activity; pyridoxal phosphate binding
Source: RefSeq, a predicted model, not a curated record